Molecule: messenger RNA, 487 nt
Organism: Anopheles darlingi
Lineage: Eukaryota; Metazoa; Arthropoda; Insecta; Diptera; Culicidae
Product: glutaredoxin-like protein C5orf63 homolog
Exons: 1
Source: RefSeq, a predicted model, not a curated record
GAAAUCAAUCAAUCGUGUAUUUUCGCUUUCUUCCUCUUGUUUUCUUGUCCAAACAGAACUCCGUCCCCUCCAGACCAGCAAGCUGUCCGCGGAGGUGCUCCCGUGCUGACACUCUACACCCAUGAUCACUGUUCACUGUGCGAUGAGCUUGUGGAGCAACUGGAGGCCCAGUUCGCCGGCCGGUAUCGUCUGGAGAAGGUCGACAUAACCAGGAAGGAAAACGUGAAAUAUCUGCGUCUCUACCGGCUGGACAUUCCGGUGCUAUUUCUCAAUGGACAGUUUCUCUGUAUGCAUCGGUUGAACGUGGAUCUGCUGGAUCGGCGGUUGAAGGAAUUGGAGCACUCGAAGCAGUGAACGUGUAAGAUGAAAUUGGGGAGUACUUAGGGGAGUUUCCCUCAAAUAAGUGUGGCGUAUAUCUUCGCAAGGAGCUCUUAAAAGAAAUUUGCAUGAUAGCUGGACUGUAAAAUAUAAAUUAUAACAAUCCGUU